AUGGAUUCCACCGUGGUUGCUUCUUCUACCUUGAUCUCUCCAGACUCCCUAUCCAUUCAGUGGACGACAUGGAGGAGCUGGGAGUCGGUGGCAAUUAGCCUCCGGGGGAUUCCUAGAGAGUGCAACACCAAGGACAUAUGGGAUGCCUUUCACAAGGAAGGGUCGAUUGUGGCAAUCGAUAUCUGGGAUGACAGACAUGGCGAACGAUCGUCGCGGGGGAGGAUCCGAUUUCGGCCUCCUCCUUUAGAGGACUUCUGGACUCGUGGACCAUAUGUGAUCAGGGCACGCAGUGGCCGCAUUGCUGCCAUCUCUCUCUUCAUCGAGUUCAACCGCCAGCCACUGGCUGUACCCAGCCCCGUACAGCUAGGGGUUUUCUACCCCGCAGAGUUUGAGCUGCCACUUGUAAAGAUCGACUUUGGCAUCUUUUUCGGAGCGUCUACGUUUUGUCCACUGUCUUCCUUCAAGGAAUCAGCAUCACCAAAGCUGGUCAUCGAUGCAAGGCAGCGGAAAAUAUUCCUAUUUUUCAAAAUCCCAAUCCAGGUCAUUCAUACAAAGCAUAAGGUUUCCACCGCCGAGUAUUGGACAUUCAAUCCACAGUGA
Molecule: messenger RNA, 600 nt
Organism: Penicillium chermesinum
Lineage: Eukaryota; Fungi; Ascomycota; Eurotiomycetes; Eurotiales; Aspergillaceae
Product: RNA recognition motif domain-containing protein
Exons: 4
Coding region: 1-600 (199 amino acids)
Molecular function (GO): nucleic acid binding
Source: RefSeq, a predicted model, not a curated record